CCGCUCCUAGUGCUCUUAGUGCUCGCCCGGGCCGUCAGCACUCCCCCAGGGCUGUCAACCCUCGGCAUGAUGCAAACCGGCAGCUCCAUACCCAACAUGAGGAGGGCACGCGAAACAUGGCUCAGCAGUCACCAGGAGUUCCUGGAGAUGUGGGUCAGGCGGCUGACGAUGGACAUUCAUCUGCUACAGAUGCGAAUGGACAGUCUCGAGGACACUCUGCGACGGCUGCUCAUGCGACUACCUCCUGCGCUGACGGCACCGGGGAGGAACAAAGUCACGAGUGAGGAGGUGCCCUCCGAGCUCGACACCCUGGAUGACUGA
This is a messenger RNA of Symbiodinium sp. CCMP2456, 321 nucleotides long. NCBI's taxonomy places the organism in Eukaryota, Dinophyceae, Suessiales, Symbiodiniaceae. The record is from the annotation of a GenBank genome assembly.